UUGCAGGAGGGGCCGGUGCGGCGGCGCUCGGCGGUAGAGGUCGAGGCGGGUGAUAUGCAAGCGGCGCCGGCGCGCUACGUGUCCGCGAGCGAGCUGUACUCGACCGACGAAGUGGAGCUGCUGUUGGAGGAGAUCCGCGAGCUGGAGCCCACGAGCUGCCGCGGCGAAGACGUGCAGGACUUCGAGAUCGCGGGCAGCGGGUGUGCGGGCGCGGGCGGCCGCUCGCCCGCCGGCACCGAGCUCACGGACCGCUCGUGGGACUCGCACGCGCACUACUCGCGCGCGCCGCCGCCGCGCCCGCGGGCCCUCGCCCCCGUCUACUGCCAUCUGUCUUACCUCUGCACGGCCAACGGAGCCCUGACUCUUAUACUUGUUUUGUGUUCCUUUACUGUGUGUGUGUGUCUGUGGGGUGCUCUGGGUCUGCGGCUGGCGUCUGCCGCUAAGCCACUUCUGUUUGGAGCCCUGACAACCUUCAUGCUCCAAACACUCCGUCUCCUCAUGCAUAUAUCACUCCUAGAUGCCUUGCUACCCGUCGAUUGGAAUAGAAUAGGUGGUGUAUCGUUCACAUGGAGCGCGUGUUGGUUGCUGGGCGGCUCUCUGUCCCUGCUGCUGGCCCUCACGCCGCCCGCCGCCCUCUCAGUCACAGCCAACAUGCUGUACACAGCCGCUGGUGUGGGUGUGAACGCGGGCUGCGUGUCCGUGGGCGGGCUGGCGGUGUCUCUCCGCGCGGGGUGCCUGCGGCGCGGUGCCCGCGGCCGUCGCUCCAGCGGCCGCUCGUGUUCGUCUACCCGGGCCGCGUACCGAGCCGUGCCCGCCGCGCCCCCCGCCCCGCAGCCCUCCACGUCCCGCGACCCUCCCUUAUAG
Messenger RNA from Danaus chrysippus (African queen), 864 nucleotides. Lineage: Eukaryota; Metazoa; Arthropoda; Insecta; Lepidoptera; Nymphalidae. The record is from the annotation of a GenBank genome assembly.